Messenger RNA from Cicer arietinum (chickpea), 1569 nucleotides. Its product is annotated as probable beta-1,3-galactosyltransferase 8. Lineage: Eukaryota; Viridiplantae; Streptophyta; Magnoliopsida; Fabales; Fabaceae. Gene Ontology annotation, cellular component: Golgi membrane. Gene Ontology annotation, molecular function: galactosyltransferase activity. The record is from RefSeq and is a predicted model, not a curated record.
AUUGUUAGAAUUUGCUGCCAAUGACACCUAUAUUAUUAUUCUGUUUUAAGAAUUCUCAAUCAAAAUUGACAUAGUCCCUAAUCUUUCAACAAGCCAUUUCGGGCCCAAUUUAAAUUCAAGGUGCAACCAUCACAAAGAAAUUAAACUGGUCCCUUAAUUGGCAUUAUUGUACAUUAGUGAAAUCAAAAACAUGAGAGGAAAGCCAACUUCAGCAAAGACCAUUUUGUUCCUAUGCAUUGCAUGCUUUCUUGCUGGAACACUCUUCACUGGCCAGAUGUGGACAAGUCCCUCCUCCAACCAUGAAAGUGCAGUCCUACUAGCCAGACAUGAUGUUAAUCACAAACGAAAGGUGAUUGAAGGUGAAUCGGGUGAUGUAAUGGAGGAAGUCACAAAGGCUCAUCAAGCUAUCAAGUCUUUGGAUAAGGCAAUUUCAACGUUGGGAAUGGAAUUGACGGCAUCUAAGACAAGCCAAAUUACUGGUGGGCAGCCCUUGAAACAACAUGCUGCUUCAAAUCAUAGUAUACAGAAAGCAUUUGUGGUGAUUGGUAUUAACACAGCUUUUAGUAGUAAAAGACGAAGAGAUUCCAUACGUGAAACAUGGUUGCCCAAAGGAAAUAAGCUUAAGGAACUAGAGAAAGAAAAGGGAAUAGUUGUACGGUUCAUGAUUGGACAUAGCACGACAAAAGGAAGCAUUCUUGAUAAAUCAAUUGAUGAAGAAGAUGCAGAACACAAGGACUUCCUAAGGUUAGAUCAUGUUGAGGGCUACCAUGAGUUAUCUUCCAAGACACGACUCUUUUUUUCUACUGUUACUUCCUUGUGGGAUGCUGAUUUCUAUGUCAAAGUUGAUGAUGACAUACAUGUAAAUCUUGGUAUGCUUGCGAGUACACUUGCCAAGUACAGAUCAAGGCCCAGGGUUUACAUUGGUUGCAUGAAGUCUGGCCCAGUUUUAUAUCAAAAAGGGGUAAAGUAUCAUGAGGCUGAGUACUGGAAGUUUGGAGAAGAAGGGAACAAGUAUUUCAGACAUGCCACAGGACAACUAUAUGCUAUCUCUAGGGAUCUUGCAGACUAUAUAUCUAUCAAUUGGCCCAUAUUACAUAGAUACGCAAAUGAAGACGUAUCACUUGGAGCAUGGUUAUUGGGCUUAGAAGUUGAACAUAUUGAUGAACGCUCCAUGUGUUGCGGUACACCUCCAGGUGUGUUGUUUUUUGAAGCAGAUUGUGAGUGGAAGGCAAAGGCAGGAAAUGUGUGUGUGGCUUCUUAUGAUUGGAAAUGCAGUGGUAUUUGCAAGUCUGUCGAGAGAAUGAAAGAUAUUCACAAAGCUUGCGGGGAGGGAGAUGGAGCUGUUUGGAACGUCCAAAUCUAAAUCACAAGUUGUUAAUUACAUCUGGGAGACCCAAAAAAAGAAAACAAAUUUUUAUUACUUCUGCAUGAACAGCCAUUGAAUACAUCUUCAUUUUAGUAUUUUUAGAGCAAAAUUGUCACCUUAAGACAGUUUUUAUGGUAUCCCAUCAUUUUGUUUGUUUGACUUGUUUUUCCAAAAUAGUUAAUCUCCCUUGCUAUAUUUUUCAA